This is a messenger RNA of Ostrea edulis (European flat oyster), 1400 nucleotides long. Its product is annotated as multiple epidermal growth factor-like domains protein 10. Gene Ontology annotation, molecular function: scavenger receptor activity. The record is from RefSeq and is a predicted model, not a curated record. The transcript is spliced from 9 exons. The coding region runs from base 1 to 1218 and encodes 405 amino acids. NCBI's taxonomy places the organism in Eukaryota, Metazoa, Mollusca, Bivalvia, Ostreida, Ostreidae.
AUGAGACAAAGUUCGCGUUUUGCUGGUUUUUCGCUCUAUGUGUCAAAUACAACUACAAAGGAAGAUGGGUAUCUAUGUUAUAAGAACGGACAGGAGUCACCGCCCUUGGAUUUCAGUACAACUUGUGUCAAACAUGGACGUUACAUUAUAUUUUACAAUGAAAGACUUGACGGAACGACUUAUCCUACCGGAUAUGAAACAGCUUGGGUUAUCACAGAAUUGUGUGAAGUAACUGUAACAGGUUGUAAAGAAUCCGGUGUGUAUGGAUAUGACUGUGAUCUACCCUGCCCAAUUAACUGUCAGGAAUCGAGAUGUGACAUUGUCAACGGAACGUGUUUGGGUUGUACUGCAGGAUGGGUGGGGGAGUUUUGUAACAAAUCAUGUCCAGCUGGAUAUUACGGUUUACAGUGUAGAUUUACGUGUACUGGACACUGCAGAGACAACCUGUCCUGUAAUCACACCACUGGACAAUGUGACUAUGGCUGUGACAAUGGAUGGACAAGAACACAUUGUAACACAGAGUGUCCUGCAGAAUCAUACGGCCCUGAUUGUGUGUAUAACUGUAGUAGACAGUGUCUGAGUUACCUCCCCUGUAACAGGACAACGGGAAGAUGUGAUGGAGGCUGUAAUUCAGGAUAUACCGGGGAACUCUGUGACAAAGUCUGUUCAGUUGGUCGGUACGGACUGAAUUGUUCAGAGAACUGCAGUUCCCGUUGUCGAUCUGAAAGUAAUCAUUGUAACCAUAAAGACGGACAUUGUGAACAUGGAUGUGACGAUGGAUUCCAAGGAAGUAAAUGUGAAGAAAUUUGUGAUGCUGGUUGGUAUGGAGAAAACUGCUCUGCACGAUGUAACGAGAACUGUGUCAACCAGUCAUGUGAUCAUAUCACAGGCAGCUGUACAUAUGGAUGUAAACCGGGAUGGAGGACUCCCAACUGCGUACAGAAAUGUUCAGUAGUAACAUACGGCAAAGGUUGUGGAAAUCACUGCAGCAGUCAUUGCAGAAACAUGACAUGUAAUCACAUCACUGGAUCUUGUCUGGAUGGCUGUACACCAGGAUACUUAGGAAGGUCCUGCAACAAGCCAUGUGACGAAGGAACAUAUGGACUCAACUGUUCCAAGAAUUGUUCUCAGAACUGCCUCGGCGUUUGUGACAAUGUUGACGGAUCCUGUUCGUGUUACUCUGGGUGGACGGGAACCCCUAACUGUAGUGAAAGGUAAUCUUUAACAGAAAACAAGAGAAGCGUUCCUCGGACUAUAUAGCUAGUGCUGAAAUACCACCGCCAUUACAAGUCAACAAUACCGAUGUACAUCAGUAUCAGGAACUCAACAUGCACAAUGAUAGUUUAUAUCAGAAUCUGUCAUUAAGAGAUCGUUUAUAAAAUGUAUAUUAAACGUAACUU